Molecule: messenger RNA, 3882 nt
Organism: Panicum virgatum (switchgrass)
Lineage: Eukaryota; Viridiplantae; Streptophyta; Magnoliopsida; Poales; Poaceae
Product: disease resistance protein RGA4-like
Exons: 3
Coding region: 343-3336 (997 amino acids)
Biological process (GO): defense response to other organism
Molecular function (GO): ADP binding
Source: RefSeq, a predicted model, not a curated record
GCUCCCAUUCAACUCCCUUCUUGUCGCCGGUCCCACAAAAAUGAUAUUUUGACUACUUUGUUCUUUUCCACGAAGAGUUACCCUGUAUUAUCAGUUAGGAGUGAGGAAUAUAUAUGUCAAUAACCAUUUUGUGAUAAAAAGAAAAGGAACAGUACUUUUCUUUUCAUUGCCACAACCACUAACUGGUCUAGCGUUAGGUUCCAUAAGUCCAUCAUCCGGCCAUAACUUUCUCGAUUGGAGCUCCCAUGAGUUCAAACACAUGUCUAGCGAUUAGCAUGGAUAUAUAGUUCCACGCGAGAGUGAUUCGGGCGAUGCUCGUGAACCGGGGCUCGGAGGGGAAAGAUGGUUGUGGUGGUUGCCCUGGCGGCCGGUGUUCUGGGUGCUGUGACCAACAACGUGUUGGCGGUGGUCAUCAAACUUGCUGGUAAGGGCUACGAUUUUUGGUCGGGCUUUGAUAAUGACAUUGAAUCCAUCAGGAGAGAGCUUCUAUUGAUCGCCGGAGAUAUGGAGGACCAGCUUUCGGAAGAGGUCAAUUUGAGUGCCGUGACUGGCCUAUACAAGAAAGAGAUGCAUGAUCUAGCACUCGAAAUCGAGGACUUCCUCGAUCGGAUCCUACGGCACGUUGUUGAAAAAAAUUGCGGCCCCCUCCAUGAGGCCCUCGGAUUCCCGAACAAACUUCUGUUAGAAGCCAAGGCAAAAGAACUCAAAGAGAGGUUGAAGGAUGCGAAACUGCGGAAAAGCAACAACCACAACGGCAAUGUCCGCCAACCCUCGUCGGUAUCCCCAGCGAACACAUACAGCACAAAGGUCGGACCUGUGGGCAUCGACGAGUCCAAGCGAGAGAUUUGCGAGUGGGGGACGAAGGAUGUGGAGGGCGAGCCGGAGCAGCUGAGCGUGGUCUCCAUUGUCGGGUUCACUGGAUCUGGAAAGUCCACGCUCGCGAAGGCAGUAUAUAACUGCUCCGAGGUCACCAGCAGAUUCCGUCACAAAGCCUGGAUUGUGGCGUCGAAUCACAUGAGUGAUACUUCAGACCAAGAUUCCGCCGUCAUUAAGGGGAUCCUCAUGGAGUUACUUGAGAUGCUUGACAAGGGAGGCAAGAACUCUGACUUAGACGUUGAGCAGCUUCAGACCAAGAUCUCAGAGUAUCUGAAGAAAACUAAGAGGUACCUCAUUGUACUUGAUGACAUCAAGAAUCAAACGUGGUGGGACGGUAUCAAAUCUGCCUUCCCUGAAAAGGUGACAGGCAGACUGAUUGUGACAACAACAAUUCAGAGAGUAGCUAAAGCGUGCAGCCGUGGGAACGGUUAUGUGCACAAUAUGGAAGCUCUAGAUAACAACCAUUCCAAGGAGUUGCUGAAAGCUGUAUUGAAGGGGCGCUCACCUGAUUUGGAGAGGAGCUCAACGUCAAUCAUGAAUAAAUGUGAUGGCCACCCCCAUGCUCUUCUUACCAUGGCAAAUUAUUUACAGACUGAAGAUAGGAUCACAAAAUCAGUCUGUGAGAAACUCUGCAGCAACCUAGGUUUUUAUAUGGAACAAGAGGAUUCCUUCAAGGAGCUCCAAAAGGUUCUUAUGAGUACCUACAAAAGCCUUCCAAAAGGUUUUCUCAAUCUCAAGACCUGCUUACUCUAUAUUUGUGUGUUCCCAAAUGGUUGUAACAUCAGGAGGAGCAGAUUGAUAAGGCGAUGGUCUGCUGAAGGAUAUGUAAAGCAUGAUCAUUCACGCAGCACUCUAGUUGUUGCAGAAGAUACCUUCAAGAAACUAGUUGACCAUAGUACCAUUUGGCCAAUCGAUACAAGCAAGGAUGCAAACGUGAAGACUUGCAGAGCUUAUAGCAUCUUCCACGAGUUCCUGCUCUACGUGUCCAUGUCUGCUAAGUUCAUUACAUUUUUCGACAACAAAGAUAGAAGAGACUACCGCCACCUCCUUAUCCAGAACACAUCAAACAGCAAGUCUGGAGAUGAUGAAGAGAAAUCCCGUGCCCAUUCUCUGACAAUCAGUGGAAAUGCAGGUGAAGCUGUUGGGUAUUUUGCCAAAUGUCAGCUCUUGAGAGUUUUGGAUUUGGAAGAAUGCAAGGAUUUGGAGGACAGACAUCUAGAUGACAUACACAAGCUGUGGCAUCUGAAAUACUUGAGUGUCGGGGACAAAAUAAGUAGACUGCCGAAGCAUAUUGAUAAAUUGCAUUGCUUAGAGACCCUCGACAUGAGGAAAACAAAGAAAGUUAUCAUAUUGCCCGUGGAAGUCAUCAAGCUGCCCCACCUAGCUCAUCUGUUGGGAACUUUCAAUCUUGAUAAGUGGGACUGGGAGGAAAGUGAACCACAAAAUUAUGUGCCUGAAAAAACCAACCUGCAAACACUGGCAGGAUUUGUUACUGACAAUAAUCCCGGGUUUUUAAAGUUGAUGCGUUAUAUGAAGAUGUUGAGAAAGGUUAGGAUAAGGUACAACUCAACAAAAAAUGAGGACCUCCAUGACCUCUUGGUGGCUAUUGAAAACUUCGUGCGGGCUGACCUGGACACAGGUGUUGGCGUUCGUUCUCUGUCAUUAGAUAUUGAGAAAUUUUCAGUGAAGAUCCUGCGUUCUCUAGCAUAUGGUAAUCUCAAGUCCCUGAAACUACACGGAGCCCUGAACGGACUGUUGGUCCACUUUACCUCGACCUUGUCGAAUGUCAGCGAGUUGUGCCUUUGGUCGACUAAUGAACUGACGGAAAAAGAUCUAUCAGACCUGCGCAACCUCAGUUAUUUGGAGUGCCUCAGAUUGGGUGGAGUCAGUCUUGAAGGCUUGGUCAUCACCAGUGAGGAUUUCCCAGGACUGCUAUGCCUAUGCCUUGUGCAAUGUCCAAGCCUCCCCAAGAUUGAAGAAGGAGCUUUGCCGAAUCUCCUCUCACUUCGGCUUCUCAAUCAUGGUUUAAAUGGGCUAUCAGGCAUCGAAAUCAAAAGGCACAAACUUCUCCAGGAAGUUGCACUGGACUCUGAAAUAAAGCAGGAAACAAGAACUGAUUGGGAAGAUGCAGCUAAGAACCAUCCAAAGAGACCAAGAGUUUUGUAUCUGAAAAGGGUUGAUGUGAAUGACACAGGGUCUAUGGUGAAAUAUGUUGCCACCGAGAGGACAGUACCUAAGACUUGGUCCACCUUGCUAGGGAAACGGGCAAACUCAAGGAUCGAAUCAAAUUCAGUUGACAAACCUAGUUCUUCUGAUUCGAAACACUUAAAACGAGAAGACGACCAUUCUAUGAAGGAAGCAAUAGUAGCUGCUGACCCCUCUCCAGCGUCCACCGAGCUCUGCAGUUCUGCGAUGGACAUUGACAAUGACAUGCCACCUUCCUCAAGCGUGGUGUCCUGAAUCAUGGCUAGCGACAGCAUUCUGCACAGGGGGAGGUGAAGCACCAGGUUUCGGAGGGGCAUCUAGUGAAGCAAAGUUUCUGGUUCGACUUCCUGUAGGGGCGUGCAUGCCCCUCCAGUUCAUUUCAAAAAAAAAAAAAGUUUCUGGUUCGACCGCCAUUCGUGGUGUGCUAACUGCUCGCUUCAAGACAGAAGAGUACGCCACGCGAUCGUUGCGAAGACUAUCUUGCUCCGUUUGCUCUUUUCAUGUGGUUAUUUAUGAGAUUUGUUGAGCUGUUUUAUGUACCUGCUAAAAAUAAGUCCAUCAGAACCCGCCGAUGGCAGUCAUCUGUUUCAGCCUCGUCGUCGAUUCAGCGUUUUGCAUGUUUGCAGUGUACAAGACAAUGUUUCAUACGAUUGUCUGCUUGCUGUAGUCGUUGUCGUACUUGUACCGUAUCCCUGACUUGUGUUGCCUAAGCAAGCUUGGUCAUUUGUGCACUAUAUAUUCAGCUUGGAGGAAACGCUAAUCGACAAGCUAAGUAUUGCAUGAACUGGAGUUUGUUGGCAA